AUGUACCGUUCCAAGACGGGUGCUGCCAACCGGGGCAGCAUCCUGAGCACCCUCAAAGCGACUGAGAUGCUGGAUACAAAAGCCAGUCUUCCUGCGGAGAUCUUGGUGACCAUCCUUGACUACCUACCAGUCGCCGAUCAGAUGCGCUUCGCCCGAGUAUCACACCGCAUGCGAGAUAUGGUAUACGACGAUACACGGUGGGUUUCCAGAUUAAAGAGUAUGGACUGCUGGGACGAAAUCGAGGCUCGGCGUCGAUUCGAAGAGGCGGUGCGACGAAGACGAGAAUCUGCCAACAUCGCCGCAAAACAGGCCAAAGGAAUUGCGGUCCCUGCGCAACCUGUGGGAACAACGCUAUUCGAUGCGUCGUUGGAGGAGGCCAAGAAUCGUGCUGUGGCUGAUAUUCGUGAUGGGUUCGAAACAAUGGCGGUGGGGGCUUCGACCAACCCCGAUGAAGACCCCGCAGCAUAUUUAGAUGUCUUCAAGAAAGUGAAGAGUAUUCGAGGUGGCGCAAGGCAUGAGUAUGGAAAGAUUUACGGUGCAUUGGCACCUUUCUACUUUGAUCUUGCGAGGGCCAAGUCUCAUGCGGAUCCCAUCAUCUUCCAGGCGUUUCGCGAUCCGGAGAAGCAAGCGCAAAUGCUCGCUAAUCUGAAGAGGUUCGCUCAUAGUGAUUGGUCUCCUGGAUGCCAUGACCGAGAAGAGAAACUGUCGAGUAUGAUGGGCAUUUUUGAGAGUGCGGUUCUUCGAGAGUUCGAGCAAGGUUACGAAUUCUGGGAUGUGGACGGUCGAAUGCAUCGUUAUGCACAUGUCUUGCAUACGCUUGACGGCGCGACGGGGGGCGUCGACCUCUUCAUUCAUAAGCACCCUAUCUUCAACGACAAUGAGUUAUUGGUGGUAAACCCCAUGGACUGUCUUAACAAGGCGACAGAGGAGGAACACAUCGUACUCGAACCUUCACGGCUAUUCUUCGAGAUGCUGCUUGCCAAGGUCAAUGAGCAAGCUUCGGUCAUGGAACGCAUCUUUCCCGAGCCUGCAAAGGUAUUCUGGAGUUUUGUGGAAAAGGUGAGGGAGGAUAUUAUCAUGGAAUAUGCAACACCGUUAUUCGAUGAAGCCCACGAACGUACUAUGGCAGCCUAUCUAAAGGCCGUGUCCGGUGUUUUCGAGCAGACACUACUAUUCUUCCAAUCCCUUACACCCCCUGAGGGAUCAAAGAGGGAUGUUAAGGAGAUGGCAAAGGAGCUUUCAUUACGCGUCUUCGAACCUCACCUCGACCUAUACCUUCAAGCUGAGUUGGAAUUCUUUACAGAUCAUGCUGAGACAGAAGUCGCGAGCUGGGAGAAGAAGCUUUCCGAACAGGAUUCGACUCUCGAGUCUUUCUACAUGUCAAACAUCAACCGUUCGGCCGAUAAGAAGGACUUUUUGAGUUCCUUCAAAAAAGUCGUCAUGAUGCCAGUUACUGUCCUUCCCAGCUUUCCCAAAGGCUCCCCUUUUGCAACAAAUAAACCUUCAUCGACGAAGCCAGCAAUGUCGGCGUCUAAAGAGUUGAAUGGCACAGGGUCGUUAACACCUCAGCCUUCACGACCUGAGACACCUAGCUUGGGUCUCGAUGGCCGAGGAAGCCCCUUACCUGCUCAGGCACCCACAGACGAACUCGCAGCCAAGGCUGCUAUCAUGGCAUCAAAGCUGGAGGGUAUCAAGUCACUAUUUAGUAUUGAGGUCGCACUCAAUCUGGUACACGCUGCCAAAACUAGUCUAGGCCGUGCUUCUGUCUUUAUUAAUCUUGGCGGACAAGCCGGAGGAGAAGCGCGAGAGCAAUGCGCGACCAUAUUCGUGGUGUUGCUUCGAAUUCUCGGACAGAAGCACGUCAAGACGGGCUUUGACAUGGCUGUUGACCACUUAUCGCACUAUAACCCAAGAGAAGUUAAUGACCACAACAAAGCGGGUGUGGCACCUCUUGUUACUUUUAUCGAGCUCGUCAACGUAGGAGACUUGAUCUCGCAGAUGAUUGACGUCUUCUACGAGCAACAACUCGCUGCUCCCAAGAUCGCCGACCGCAACGAUUUCCUGGAUCCAGCAGGUCUGGCCAAGAAGAAGUUUGAGCAGAUGCUCGACGAGAGUGUUGCUGCUGGUCUCAAUAAGGGUAUCGAUGUCCUAAUGGACGAGGUUGAGUAUCUCCAAGGUACAACUCAACCGCCCACAGACUACAACCCGAUUGAUCCCUCAGCCCCUACCUCUUCCUCUGCCUUUGGCUCUGGAUUUGGUGGUGGCUCCAGCACCGUUGAGAAACCAGCCGCAUCCGCUGCAGAGCCUGACAUUGGCCCUACAGCCACAGCCAAACGUAUCGUUGAGCUUGUGUCAUCACAUACAAAAAUGUUAGUUGGUACGACUGACAAGUCUAUGCUUGAUGUAUUCAAUGGCGAGGUUGGUCUGCGCCUCUUUACAGCCAUCUGUAAACACCUCAAACGCCAACGUAUCAGCACCGAGGGCGCAAUCACUCUCAUCGCUGAUAUGAACAUUUACUACGAGUACAUUAGAACCCUGCGCAACGCAGAUCUGCUCGCCUACUUUGCUGCCCUGCGUGAGCUAAGUCAAAUCUUUCUCAUUGAUCCACGACACGCGCGCGAAAUGGCCACUGUUAUUGCGGAUGGCGACCGUUUUGGCGGUGUAUUCCGUGCCGAAGAAGUUUACGAGUAUGCGCAGAGGAGAGCGGAUUGGUACCAGGUCAGAAAGAGCGUCGAGAGAGCUAUGUAUGGAAUGGAGUGCUCGCUCAUGUGA
Molecule: messenger RNA, 2772 nt
Organism: Fusarium coffeatum
Lineage: Eukaryota; Fungi; Ascomycota; Sordariomycetes; Hypocreales; Nectriaceae
Exons: 2
Coding region: 1-2772 (923 amino acids)
Biological process (GO): Golgi to plasma membrane transport; exocytosis
Cellular component (GO): exocyst; cytoplasm
Molecular function (GO): protein binding
Source: RefSeq, a predicted model, not a curated record